AUGGCAUCAAAAAACCAGUCCAAUUUCCAAGAUUUCUUGCCCCUGAUGGCAGAAAAACUUGGUGGGGAUGGUCUGAUAGGAGAACUUUGUAAUGGGUUUCAAGUCUUGAAGGAUUCUGAUAAAGGGGUAAUCACAUUUGAGAGUCUUAAGAAGAAUUCUGCCUUGCUGGGGCUAAAAGACUUGUCUGAUGAUGAUCUUCACAAUAUGUUAAAAGAAGGUGAUUUUGAUGGAGAUGGAGCGCUCAAUCAGAUGGAAUUUUGUGUCCUGAUGUUUAGAUUGAGCCCCGAGUUGAUGGAGCAGUCCUACUUUUUAUUGGAAGAGGCUUUUCAAUCUGAGGGAUUUCAAGAUUUUCAUUUUCCGUUGUAA
Fraxinus pennsylvanica is the source of this 366-nucleotide messenger RNA. The record is from the annotation of a GenBank genome assembly. NCBI's taxonomy places the organism in Eukaryota, Viridiplantae, Streptophyta, Magnoliopsida, Lamiales, Oleaceae.